AUAAAUUCACUGAUCAUAUAUCAAAUAUAUAUUAUCAACUAAAAAUGAAGAUCGUCGCUCUUGUCUCUCUCACAACUAUACUUGUUGUUGCAUCUUUCGCCACACUGGGGUUUGCAUCAGAUCCUAGUCCCCUGCAAGAUUUUUGUGUUGCUGUUAAUGAUGCCAAGUCUGCUGUUUUUGUGAACGGGAAGGUCUGCAAGGACCCUAACAUGGUUGUGGCUGAAGAUUUCUUUCUUUCGGGCUUAAACAAGCUUGGAAAUACAUCAAAUCCACUUGGAUCGAGGGUCACUCCUGUUAAUGUGAAUCAACUUCCAGGGCUCAACACUUUGGGCAUUUCUGCUGUUCGUAUAGACUAUGCACUAAAUGGACUAAACCCACCCCACACACACCCACGCGCCACCGAGAUUCUAGUUGUGUUAGAAGGCACUCUUUAUGUUGGUUUUGUCACUUCAAACCCAGCUAAUCCUGCCCUGAAAAACAAGCUAUUCACAAAGUAUUUGUACCCUGGGGAUGUUUUCGUCUUUCCAGAGGGUUUGAUACAUUUUCAAUUUAAUGCGGGGAAGACCAAUGCGGUCGCCUUUGCUGGUCUGAGCAGCCAAAAUCCAGGUGUCAUUACUAUUGCUAAUGCAGUGUUUGGUUCGGAUCCAUCAAUUAAUCCAGCUGUUCUGACAAAGGCGUUCCAAGUUGAGAAGAACGUUAUUGACUAUCUUCAAGCGCAGUUCUGGUGGAACAUUGAUUUAUCAACUAAAAUGAAGAUCGUUGCUCUUGUCUCUCUCACGACUAUACUUGUUGUUGCAUCGUUCGCUACAUUGGGGUUUGCGUCAGAUCCUAGUCCCCUACAAGAUUUUUGUGUUGCUGUUAAUGAUGCCCAGUCUGCUGUUUUUGUGAAUGGGAAGGUCUGCAAGAACCCUAACAUGGUUGUGGCCGAAGAUUUCCUUUUCCGGGGGCUAAACAAGCCCGGAAAUACAUCAAACCCACUUGGAUCGAGGGUCACUCCUGUUAAUGUGAAUCAACUUCCAGGGCUCAACACUUUGGGCAUUUCAGCAGUUCGUAUAGACUAUGCACCAAAUGGUCUAAACCCACCCCACACACACCCACGCGCCACUGAGAUUCUAGUUGUGAUAGAAGGCACUCUUUAUGUUGGCUUUGUGACUUCAAAUCCAGCUAACCCCGCCUUGAAAAACAAGCUAUUCACCAAGUAUUUGUACCCUGGUGAUGUUUUCGUCUUUCCAGAGGGUUUGAUACAUUUUCAAUUUAACGUCGGAAAGACCAAUGCGGUCGCCUUUGCUGGUCUGAGCAGCCAAAAUCCAAGUGUCAUUACUAUCGCUAAUGCAGUGUUUGGUUCCGAUCCGCCAAUUAACCCAGCGGUUCUGACAAAGGCGUUCCAGGUUGAGAAGAACGUGAUUGACUAUCUUCAAAAGCAGUUCUGGUGGAACAUCGAUUAAAUGACAAAACCUCAUCAUAAGAAA
Molecule: messenger RNA, 1469 nt
Organism: Erythranthe guttata (spotted monkey flower)
Lineage: Eukaryota; Viridiplantae; Streptophyta; Magnoliopsida; Lamiales; Phrymaceae
Product: germin-like protein subfamily 1 member 13
Molecular function (GO): manganese ion binding
Source: RefSeq, a predicted model, not a curated record